Molecule: messenger RNA, 877 nt
Organism: Colossoma macropomum (tambaqui)
Lineage: Eukaryota; Metazoa; Chordata; Actinopteri; Characiformes; Serrasalmidae
Exons: 3
Coding region: 65-877 (270 amino acids)
Source: RefSeq, a predicted model, not a curated record
UUUCUGCUGAGAAAGUUCAGCUCUUCAUCAUCUGCACUCAGAAACUCCUCAGACUCCUUCAGCCAUGGUGUGUUCUAGAGUGCUGGUGGGACUCUUCCUGCUGUCCCUGCUCUCUCAUGCAGUUGAGGCUUCCAAGAAGCAAAAAAGUCCUGCUGUUAAGGCUCUCCAGAAUCUCUCACAGAUCAUCAGAUUUCUCAACGAAAAUUAUUUGGUCAGUGAUCAGUUCGCUGUAGCCAUCAACGUCCCAGCUGAGAAGUGUUCCACUCGUAUAAAACCUGAUCAGAACGUCCUUCCUGAUGAUUCUGCAUGGAAAGUGAAAGUUGCCAUGGCCAGCACUGCAGGGGUUUACAGAGGGCAGAGGAUAAUCGGUGCCAAACAAAAAACGAUCAAUGAAGCAAGCAGCUACCACCCUGAGUACCUUCUGCUGAUUCAGUCGAACCCCCCAGAAAAUGCCUCCUAUGAUCCGCUGCUGAAGGAGCUCCUGGAUAAAGAUAAACACGGCUGUGUGGUUUUCUACACCUACAACUCUCCAUGUGUGAACACCUGCUCAACCCCUGAGGGAGCGUACAGCAUCCUCCCUGCCUUGGACAUGCUCAGGGACCACAAGGGCCCAAAAGCUUUUGUGUUUAGGGAAGUUCAGAUACACAAUGUGGGUUCCGUUCAGAAAGAAAACGGCAAAGAUUUGCCAUUCGCACAGUGUUUCCCUUCGGGUAACCGACUUUACGUUACAUUGGGAUAUCAGGAAUAUUUUCCUCGGCGGAUAUCAAAUAUAAGGGCAGUGAAUUCUAAAGUGCCACUCUACCGCUGUGACAGAGCCCGGUGUCAACACUGUGUACACAAAAACAAUGAAGUUGAUGCUAAGUGCAUGGUCAAUUAA